AUGGAUCUCAAGAUUAUUCUUACACUUUUAGGAAUUUUGACUUCCCACAUACAUGCAGUCCCAAAUCGUAUGAAAUUACUCAUCGAUACUGAUGCAGGUAGCGAUGAUGCAGUAGCACUCAUGUUAGCUCUUAAAGCUUCUGACAUGGUAGAUGUGGUAGCCAUUACUUGUACUUACGGUAAUACUUUAGAGAAAAAUGUCGAAGAAAAUGUUUUAAAGAUUUUGACAGUAGCUGGUAGAAAUGAUGUGCCAGUCUAUAGUGGGUCAAAAAAACCUCUAAAAUCUACUUAUCAACCCACAAAUUUUUUUGGAAAAGACGGUAUGGGUGAUAUCAAAUUCGAUAAAAAAAUAACUGCUAAAGUCGAUCGUUCAAUGACAGCUCCAGAAGCCAUAUCUCAUUAUGCCAAACUUUAUCCAAAACAACUGAAUAUUGUGUUGCUCGGACCGCUGACUAAUAUUGCAAAGGCAGUGCAAUUGGAUACUCAGCUAGCCGAGAACGUAAAACAAUUUUGGAGCAUGGGUUCGUGUCCAUUAGGCAUUGGAGCCCGGGCCCCUGAUUUUAAUUACGGAUUAGAUCCUGAAAGUGUACACUUAUUUUUCAAAAAUAUAAAACAUGCGCCAAUAACUGUUUUCCCAGGAUGCACAAGGAGAAAACAUAAAAUUGAUAUGGGCUGGAGAGCGAAUGUGCUCGGUUCAAAAACAAAGUCCGAAGUAAUUGAUUUCUUGAACAAAGUUGAACGUAUACCUCUUAAAACUGGAAAUGGUGAGUGGAUACCAGACGACGCUCUAGCACUAUCUUCUGUGAUUUGGCCGCAAAAGAUCAUAACGGAAAAAAAGAAAGUAGAAAUUGUUCCAAUUCAUGAAGGUAUCCAUAAAGGAUUUGUGAUGUUGAAGAAACUAUCGAAAAACAAAAAUGUUGAAUUUGUUGAAAAUUACAACCAUAUGAUAUUUCUAUCGAAAUUACUCAAGUAUUUGAAAUGAGUUUGAAAUUCAUUACAGUUAAUGCUCAA
This is a messenger RNA of Trichogramma pretiosum, 1010 nucleotides long. Its product is annotated as probable uridine nucleosidase 2. The transcript has 5 exons. The coding region runs from base 1 to 981 and encodes 326 amino acids. The record is from RefSeq and is a predicted model, not a curated record. Gene Ontology annotation, molecular function: hydrolase activity, hydrolyzing N-glycosyl compounds. NCBI's taxonomy places the organism in Eukaryota, Metazoa, Arthropoda, Insecta, Hymenoptera, Trichogrammatidae.